Messenger RNA from Papilio machaon (common yellow swallowtail), 4409 nucleotides. RefSeq names its product phosphoinositide 3-kinase regulatory subunit 4 (gene Vps15). Gene Ontology annotation, molecular function: ATP binding; protein serine/threonine kinase activity; protein binding. Lineage: Eukaryota; Metazoa; Arthropoda; Insecta; Lepidoptera; Papilionidae. Gene Ontology annotation, cellular component: phosphatidylinositol 3-kinase complex, class III, type II; nucleus-vacuole junction; phosphatidylinositol 3-kinase complex, class III, type I. The transcript has 28 exons. The record is from RefSeq and is a predicted model, not a curated record. Gene Ontology annotation, biological process: autophagy of peroxisome; protein phosphorylation; late endosome to vacuole transport. Bases 176 to 4312 code for a protein of 1378 amino acids.
GCAAGUGCAAUUGCGAUUUCAUUGUUUUGCAACAGUUUCUUGCCAAUUCCUUUAUUGUGCAGUAAUUAUAACUAAUAGCUAUAGACCGUAGUUCGUUUAUAACUUAGUAUGUGUAUUUAUUGAAGUAAUUACAUUUAAAGUCGUACUGUUUACAGUGUUUUUGUUUAGUUGGACAAUGGGAAAUCAGCUGGUGGGUGUAGCUCCUUCUCAGAUAUUCCCUGUAGAACAUUAUCUUAGCGAUCAUGCUGACCUAUCAUUUGAUCAGAGUCUGGGCUCAACAAGAUUCCUGAAAGUAGCAAGAGCUAGAUCAAGAGAGGGUUUGAUAGUGGUCAAAGUGUUUGCAGUCCAUGAUCCAUCACUGCCCCUUGCUGAACAUAAAGAGAGAAUAUUGAAGAUUAAAGAACAGCUGGUUUCUGCCUUCAAUUGUUUACCAUUCCAGAGAGUUAUUUUAACAGAUAAAGCGGGUCUUUUAAUGAGAGAAUACUGCAAAUGUAGUGUCUACGAUCGUAUGUCUACACGUCCAUUCCUCACCGUGUUGGAGAAGAAAUGGAUAACAUUCCAAGUUCUAUAUGCGUUGCAUAGGAUGCACAAACUUGGCAUCUGUCAUGGUGAUAUUAAGCUAGAAAACAUAAUGGUGACGUCAUGGUUGUGGGUACUAUUGACGGAUAUUGCAUCGUUCAAGCCAACUUUCUUGCCAGACGACAACCCGGCUGACUUCAGCUAUUUCUUCGAUACUUCACGUCGCAGGCUUUGUUACGUUGCUCCGGAGAGAUUCGUCAAAGCGCCUGAUCCUAGUUAUCGACCGUCUGGUGAUGACAGAACUGGAGGAUUGCUACUUAGCGAGUCACCUUGUAAAGUAGGUGAACUAUUACCAAGUAUGGACAUAUUCUCAGCUGGAUGUGCCCUUUUAGAACUAUGGAACGAGGGUACACCAGCUUUGGAUUUACCAGGGUUAUUGGCAUAUCGUAAUGGUGAAGAUAGACCUUCAACGAUGACAUUACCUGAAGGAUCAGAACCAGGAUUGAGAGAAUUAUUACAUUCAAUGACUGAACGAAACCCUAAAGAUAGAAAGAGCGCUGAAAUUUAUCUGGAUGAAGCAAGGGGCAAAUUAUUCCCAGAAUAUUUCUAUUCAUUUCUGCAAUCGUAUAUGUUGAUAUUUUCCGCACAACCAAUAUUACCAGCUGAUGAGAAAAUAUUAAGAAUACAUCAAGAUAUAAAAAAUAUUAUAAAAAUAUUUACACAACCCUCCGAUGCAAAGAAUUAUAAAGACUUAGUCGAAGAAACCACAGACAAUAAUAACACAGAUAAUAUUGAAACAUUAAUGAAAGAAGGUUUUAAGGUUAUGAAUAUUAAUGUGACUGAUUUUGAAGAGGAAAAUGAUAGUAAAGCUCCGGAGAAAAGAGAUAUGGGUCCGGAUAGUGAAGGGUUGAUUUUGAUCACUUCGUUGGUGACAUCUUGUAUACGAGGUCUUCAUCAUUGUACAUCAAAAUUGUAUUGUCUCGAAAUACUGCAAUUGCUAUGCGAGAAUUCCAGUUCAGAAAUAAUUUUGGAUAGAAUUUUACCAUACAUUAUCCAUCUAUCUCAUGACGUGAGAGCGCGUGUGCGCUCCGCAGCAAUGUGGGGUGUGACACGCUGCCUGGCACACGUGGUGGCUCCUCCACCAGCCGGCUGCAAUGUCUUCCCGGAGUACAUACUGCCGGAGCUGGCACCACGAGCUGCUGACUCCGCGCUACCUGUACGCAUCGCAUAUGCUAACAAUAUCGCGAAGUUGGCGGAAACCGCUGUGAGAUUUCUAGACCAGACCCAAAACAUUGCGGACAAGGAGACGGCGAAUAUUAACUACGAAACUGAAUUGUCAGCUCUACACGAAAUGGUUCGAUCAACUGUGUCUUAUCUCCUAACAGACUCACAGGCGGUGGUCAAACGAGCUUUAGUUGAGAAUGGUAUCACGAAGCUCUGCGUGUUCUUUGGUAAACAGAAAGCAAACGAUGUGAUCCUGUCACACAUGGUGACAUUCCUCAACGACAAGGAGGAGGCGGCGUUACGCGGCUGCUUCUUCGAGCGUGUUGUAGGUGUGGCCGCGUACGUCGGCCAGCACUCCGCACCAAUACUGCUGCCACUCCUGCAACAGGGUUUAACAGAUCAAUCUGAAUGGAUAAUAGCGAAGGCUCUGCGCGCAACGAGCAGCCUCGCGGAGUUAGGUCUAUUACCCAAACAGGCACUGUGCGACUUGCUGGCCGAGAGUGCUGUCUACCUCGCACACCCUAACCUUUGGAUACGUCAUGAAGUAUGUGGCCUGGUGUCGUGUGUUGCCAGUCUAUUGAAUCCAAUUGAUGUCAAUUGUAAAAUACUUCCCUUGGUGUGGCCACAUCUUAAACAUAAAUUGAUUCAGGUGGAGAGAGCUGAACUGCUACUAGAGAGUCUCGCAGAUCCUAUACCGCGGAAAGUCCUGGAUGCGGUGCUGCGACAUGGAGACGUGGACCGCCUCGUACAUACCCUCAGGGAGAGGAGGAACACCAGGCUGAGGGUGAAGCAAGGUACGAUGCCUCAGUACUGCGAGAUGGGACAGCAAUUGAAGAAUCUGUUUAGAAGACUGGCUUCUGAUGGUAUGACGGAACAUGUUGAAAAUCAACUGUUGGCGAUGAGUGCUCAUCUUAUCAAAAUACAAAGCUCUACCACACAACACAUAACGGAGGCGCCAGGACGUCUGGUGCUGUCCAGCAGCAGCGGUAUAUCGAGAUGUGUGCAGCUGGAGCCGGCUGCUGUGGAGCCACAUACAGACAAACUGUACAACACACAGCCCAGACGUAGUCAGAAGACGUCGUUAUCUCAAGAGGCACACAUGAACACGGAAUGGCAGCACAUGUUCGGACAUUCGCACGAACAAUCCACCACAAAGUCGUCAGAGCAGCUGGCGCAGUGUAGCGGUGUGAGUGGUGUGAGCGGUGCGCCGGCCGCCGCGCAGCCCGCACACUCACAGAUGGGUCACAGCGCCAGCUAUGUGCAAUACAGCAUGGCCCCCUGCCGGAUAGAGUUACGCAAUUUGACGGCGCGAAUGCAACAGAAAUAUCAAAAGUCUUUAAGGAGUCAUGAAGAUAACGGAGAAGGUGGAGAAGAUUUAUUGCCCCCUCCAUCAUGGCGGCCGGGUAACCAGUUACUGGCCUACCUACAUGAACACAAGGCUCGUGUGAACCAGUUGGCGCGUGUGCCGAGUGUGCGAGGACUGUUCGCCUCCUGCUCAGAUGACGGCACUGUGCGACUGUGGGAUGCUAACAGAUUACAAGGACAUGCAUAUGUUAACAAGUCGAAGUCUAUGUACAACCGCAGCGCAGGUCCUGUCAUCUCGCUGGCGUCGUGCGAAGGAGGACAGUCUCUAGUCGCCGCUACACAAGAAGGAUCUAUAUUUGUACUGAGAAUGGACAGCGGGUCGUCUCGCAUGACGCUGUCGCAAUGCCGGCAGGUGUCUGCGGGGAGUGCGGGGGCUGCGGAGGGGUGUGUGGCAUGCGCGUGCGCAGGCGGCGUGCACGCCGGUGUCAUCUCAUAUGCCACACUCAAUGCCACCGUUGUCGGUUGGGAUCUCAGGGCACCCGGUAACGCUUGGAAGCUGCAAGGUGACUUGAAACAAGGCGUGUACACGUGUUUGUACGCGAACAGUGCGGGAUAUGUUGCUGUGGGGACAUCCAGUGGUGCGAUCUGCGUCUGGGACCUCAGGUUCCAGUUGCCCAUCACCACUGUCAGACAUCCUAACUCGGAGAGGGUGCGUCGUAUAGUGGGUUGGGGAGGAUUGUCAUCUCGCGUAUGGUCUGUGGGUGGACGGGAUGCUGCGGCCUGGUGUCUGGAGGCGGCGCAGCGAACACACGCGCUCUGGCCCUGCACCAACACCUCACAUCCACUCAACUAUUCAACACCGGCGUGUCAGUACCUGAGCGCGGCGUACUGCGGGUGGCGCGGGGCGGAGGGCGGCCGCUUCCUGGUGACAGGCGGCAGCGACCAGCGUCUGCGCUACUGGGACCUGCAGCAGCCUGAGGACUCUUACGUACUGCUGCACGCGCCCGCAGACCAGCUCAGACCAGCCGGUGCUAUUAAAUAUAGAAGUAGAAUAAUAGAUGGCACAACAGUGAUACAGGAAUGUUCCAAACUGAACCCCAGCGCCCCCGCGCCCGCUGCGGCUUACGAGGACAACGUGUACCGCAGCGUAGAGUCCCGCUCCUUCCAUCACACCGCACCCAUCACAGACAUCACAAUGGUUGAAGGGAACAAAUGUUACCUCGUCAGUUCCUCCGCUGACGGUGUCAUUAAUGUCUGGAAAUAAAUUUAUUUAUAGUACUUUGAAGUACAGAUGUUAUUGUUUAUUUUAAUUGAUAUAUUUAUUUAUUAAACGUUAGUCAGUUCACUUAAUAAUCACAAAU